This is a messenger RNA of Varanus komodoensis (Komodo dragon), 5521 nucleotides long. It is a transcript of the gene PNPLA8, whose product is annotated as patatin like phospholipase domain containing 8. The coding region runs from base 2067 to 4442 and encodes 791 amino acids. The record is from RefSeq and is a predicted model, not a curated record. Lineage: Eukaryota; Metazoa; Chordata; Lepidosauria; Squamata; Varanidae. The transcript has 10 exons. Gene Ontology annotation, cellular component: membrane. Gene Ontology annotation, biological process: arachidonate metabolic process.
UCGUCUGCGCAUACUCGAAAGAAAAUGGCCGGUGAGAGUGACGCUCGGGGUUGUAGGCUGAACGUUGUGGCAGUCAGCCACGGGUUUAAGACGUUAGCUUUGGGGCUGCCUUGUUUGGGGUAAGUGGUAGCUCCGGCUUCCCACUGAGUUCUUGUGUCGCUUACUUGUCCAGAGCGGUCGUAGUGUGUACGGCCUGUUAGGUGUAAAGUCAUUGUUUUCCUUGGUUACAGGAUUGUUGCGCCUUACGUAGUUUGGGUCUCCCUCUAUCGCUUUCUCCCUCGUAUUACCCAUUUGAGCCAAGAGUAAUUUCUGGAGUCUGCUUUCAGUGGGAAAGUUUAUUCUGGGACCGCGCGAGUGGUCUUUUCCUUACCUUGAUUGACCUAGACCGCUUGACCUAGACAUACAGUUGGCUUUUGGGGGGAUAACGCCCCGUCAAAGGUGUGGUUUCCCACUAUGGUCCAGCUCCAUUGUCUUCCACAGAAUUACUCAUACUCCUGGGCCUGGUGUCUUUCUUUGUCUAUUAUUCUGUUUUAUAUUAAGAAGGAUUACCGAUAAUUGGCCAAGCGACACUUUCCAUCGACGUUUUCUCCUACUCUCAGUUUCGGCACUUCCACUGUGUUGAUUUUGCAGCUGUUGUUCCUGUUGUGUGUGUAUUGAAAGUGUGUUUUCCCUGAAACAUUUGCUUUCAAGAUGUUUCCUUCUGGAUAUCCAGGAUUGGAUGCUGUUUCAUAUGAAAAUAGAUGGUACAUGUCUCAAUGAUUGUUAUAAGCAUGACUAUUCAGUGUGUUUUAUGAAACCAUCCUUAUGUACAUAAUAUAAACUUUAACAGAUGUCAAUGGGCCUAAGUAUGCAGUGUUCAACUAAAACAAUAGCAUGAUAAAGACACAUUCUGUUAUGGGAUGUUUUUGUACUUUUUUGGUUUAGUUGUGUGUUUUGAAAACGUAUGUAAUACUUGUCAUUCUCUCAGAGUGGCAUUGAACAUAACAUCUAGCUAUGCAUGACUCACUGAAGCCAAUGUCUAAACAAACCCAUUGCCUAGAAAAUACACCUCCUAAAUGCAAGCAUUCUUUUUGUAUGUUAUGUGUGGUGCCUUGGAAGCAUUAAUUUUAGUUACAAGAGAAUGGCACAAAGAUAAGGGCAACAAAUUCUUAUGUGCCCUAUUGUCAGCAACUUGACUUCUUUUUUAUAGAAUAGUUUGUAUCUCAAUGAACAAUAAAAUAAUUUGAUUAGGUACACAUCUUUUCUAUUGCUAAAAUGCAUGGACAACCCAAAAUGUGAAAUGCUAUAAUGGUCACUGGGACAUACACUUGCAUUUUUAAUUGUUUACUGUACAGAUUAUUUCCUUCCUCUGAAGCAUUUUUUUCUAGAGACAUUGCUGAUUACAGUACUGAAUAUGGAAUAAUGGAGAUUAUCAUUGCCAAAAUGUAAUAAAAAGUUAUUAAGAGCAAGUGCUUGACUUUUAGAGGAGUGGUUGGUGAGUUCAGAAGCAUCGGAGUUCUUAAUAUUGCUAAUACUCUUUAGCCUUCUAUUGAGUAAUUUGGGUGUAACUAAUUAGAUUCACCCCUGUUCUUAAUCUUUUCUGCUUUUGGCAAAAGGGUGCUGCUCUAGUCUAUAGCUUAAUAUGUGGGGAUGUGGUGUAUUUUACUUUGGUAUCUGACACUGGACUUGAAAAACUUAAAUUUUCCUAUGCAGGCUCCUCUGAUAUUAAUUUGUACUGAAUUCUGCUUAACUUUUUCUCAUUGACAGACUUUUAAGAAGUGACUUCUUAGGAUGUCAAAACAUCGAUGGGUUAUGUUGUAGACAGAGUUGGGCAAAUUGUGAUGUUCCAGAUGGUUUGUCAAAAAACAGGAAAGAAAAUAUUCUCAGCUGCCCCAGUAAGCCCAACAUGUUUAAGAAAGAGAUUUUCUUCCCUAGAGACUAAGUGUCUAUCUCUGUGUAUUCUGAAAAAUCUAAUUAAUACUUCCUCUGUUUCAAGCCACUGAUAAUUUCAUGAAGAGUGAUAUUUCUUUUUAAAAUAAAGAUCCUGGAGGGAAAUAAUUUAUGGACAACCCUCGUAAUUACCAGUAAUGUUAGUUCAGUUGCAUUUAGAUGCAUGUGUCUAUUUAGUAAUUAGUACAAAAAGUCUUUGGGGUAAGCAGAGGACCAAGCAACUGUAUUAUUUAUGCAGACCUAAACUUUUUUGGAGGAUAAGUCAUGCUUUUCCUCUUAGAGUAUUACACACAAGUAAGCCUUAUUGUAAAUGGACCAGGAACAAAACUUUGUGGUACCUCUAUUGUCGUGACUUUUUCCUUUACAAAGUUUCUAAACUUAGCACUUCUAAGGAAUUGACAAAAACAAGCAGUCGCAUGUCACGAUUUAAGAACACCCUAGAAUCUGUAUCAAAGGUUGUAUCUGGUACUCAUAGUGAACUGGUUUCACGGAUAGCUCGGCUAAGGCCACAUUCUAGUAUAUUGACUAAAUCAGUUGAAAAUGAUGGGAAGGAAAAUACUUUACUUAUAAACCAAGAAAAUGAUGGACAAGCCACAAACAGCAGAAGUUACGAAGACUUUGAUGAUAGUUUAGAUGACAAGAAAUCAGUUUCUGUUGGUGGAUCCCUGAAUCCCAGUGGCAUUAGCCAAGGCUCUUUGAAAGAUCUUACAGAUAUUAAGAACAGUCUUUUUCAUGUUAGUUAUUUUGCUACAAACUUUGGGGAAACCUACAGCUUUCUAGCCAAUCACAUUAACUGGUACUUUAACACUGGUGGAAUGGAUCAAGAGAAGAAGAAGAAUGCUUUGCCACCUAAGCCACCAAAUCAAGGAGAAGAAACACUAGAUUCAUCAGAAGAUGAUAUAUUAAGUGAUGAAAACAGAAUGAAUGCAGUAUCUGCUCUAAUACCUGCAGCACAGUCUCCAGAUGCUGAAAAAGCCAGUGCUAGUCCUCCAGCUCCUAGCAAAAAGAGCAUUGCAAGUUUUCUUUCUUAUCCUAGUAACAGUGUACAAGCCUUUGUGGAUAGUUACAUUGGUGGCCUGGUGCCCAAGUUACGAUCUGAUGCAAAAGCUACCUUGCAAGAAAAAAGUAAAGUACAAGAACAUGAGGAGAUGUCAAAAGAUGACAAGGAGACUAAGCGUGCAGAAGAGAAAGAAAAAAGAUUAUCUCUUCAAAGGGAAAAGAUUAUUGCAAAGGUGAGUAUAGAUAACAGAACCCGGGCAUUAGUUCAAGCAUUACGAAGAUCAUCUAACAGAAGAGUCUGUAUCAACAGGGUUGAGGAAUUGAUGUAUCAUCUCUUGGAAUUUCCAGACAGCAGAGGAGUUGCAGUUAAGGAAAAAAUCAUUCCAUGCUUGUUGCGGCUAAGACAGGCAAAUGAUGAAGCUCUGCAGGCUGUUGCUCGGGCGGCUUUGGCUGUAGUUGGAUAUACAGACCCUGUAAAAGGGUGGGGUAUUCGAAUACUCACGAUUGAUGGUGGGGGAACAAGGGGUUUAGUGGCACUUCAGACACUUCGUAAACUAGAAGAGCUCACUGGAAAGCCUAUUCAUCAUCUUUUUGAUUAUAUUUGCGGAGUGAGUACAGGUGCUAUAUUGGCAUUUAUGUUGGGGUUAUUUCAUAUCCCUCUGGAUGAGUGUGAAGAACUUUAUCGCAAAUUAGGAACUGAUGUGUUCAAGCAAAAUGUCAUUGUUGGGACAGUUAAAAUGGGCUGGAGUCAUGCAUUUUAUGAUAGUGAAAUGUGGGAGACUAUUCUUAAAGAGAGAAUGGGAUUAAAUAUUAUGAUUGAAACUGCCAGAAAUCCCAGAUGCCCCAAGGUGGCUGCAGUAAGCACCAUUGUAACCAGAGGGACCCCACUGAAAGCCUUUGUAUUUCGGAAUUACAAUCACUUUCCUGGAGUCAAGUCUCACUAUCUUGGAAGUUGCCAGUAUAAAUUAUGGCAGGCUAUCAGAGCAUCAUCUGCAGCUCCAGGUUAUUUCCAGGAAUAUGUAUUGGAUAAUGAACUUCAUCAGGAUGGAGGCCUGCUUUUAAAUAAUCCUACAGCUUUAGCAGUACAUGAGUGCAAGUGUCUUUGGCCAAAUGUGCCACUGCAAUGUGUGAUAUCUCUGGGAACUGGCCGAUAUGAAAAUGAAGGGAAAACCAGUGUCACCUAUACUAGUCUUAAAGCUAAACUGACUAAUGUCAUCAGCAGUGCCACUGAUACCGAAGAAGUCCACACUAUGUUGGAUGCCCUUUUACCUCCAGACACCUACUUCAGAUUUAAUCCUUUGAUGAAUGAAGACAUACCUUUGGAUGAGAAUCGUAAGGAAAAGCUUAAUCAGUUGCAAAUGGAUGGCAUCCAGUAUUUAGAACGAAAUGAAGAAAAACUGAAAAAGGCUGCCAAAAUAUUAAUACAGGAAAAAACAACUUUACAAAGAUUGAAUGACUGGAUGAAGUUAAAAGCUGACAUGUAUGAAGGGCUUCCGUUUCUUUCCAAAUUGUAAACAUGUUCUGUAUGAAAAGUCAUAGAUUUAAAACACGUUUCAUAGCCCAUUCUGUACUACAAGGGAUCAGAAUUUAUUAGUCAUGAUGUAAUUACUAUGGAUGUAAGACUAAGUGGAGAAGAAGCACUUCAGUCAGCAGUGGCACAUCCCUAGUUUCUUUAGCUGUGAAGAUCUUCUUUUGCAUGCAGGCUGCCAAUUUCUUCUUUUUUCUUGUCUUCCUUGCUCAGUCUUCCCCAGACCUGCUGUCUUGGGUUCCAUUGCCCAUCCCUUUAAACCAGUUCUCUGCAGAACAGAGGUGUGGGGAUUGUUAAGUCAAACAACUUUUUUUGGUGCAAAAGCAAAAUUGCAUGCCACUCAUGCAGUGGAAUUUUUGGAUUCAUAACUUUCCUUACAAUUUUUAAGGCAUUGGCUUAUUGUUUCUGAGCUUUCAAAAACUCACUUUAGUACUAAUUAAAAUAAAAUGGUUUUUUAAUCUGAAAUUCAUUACAAUCAAAAUGUGUAACAAUUAUGAGAGACACAUUUUGUUUUGAAAAAGCAUGUGAAAAAUCAUGUUGACAACCAUAAUGGGAUUACCCACUAUAUUAAUAUUUUGGGAAUAGGAAGAAGAACCAAGCCAGUUAGACAGCUUUCUCUCCAUGUACUUAAACCAAAAUGAAUAAAGCCAGUUCAGUCUGUUGAAAUUAAUGUAACUAAAUCUUAAAUCCACUGCUUGCUAGUCAGCUAAGUUGCAGAUGGCAUUGUACUGUAUUACAUACCUGCAGUACACUACAGACUCUUGGCACUGCCAUUAAAUGACAUCCCUUCAGUUUAAGAAAAAUGUAAUUUGCCUCAUGACAAGAUUUGUGUAUGUGAACAGAUUCUUAUUUUAAACUGUUGAAAUGUUUGUAUAAUGUGUAUUAUUCAGCCAUUUUACAUCAUACAGCAUUUGGCUGAUUACCACAUGAUCGACCAUAGAUGGUGUCUCUCCCCCCCACUCCAGAAUUUUUUAAAACUCUUUUCAGAAGUCUGUCCAGAGUAAUUCCCUGCUUCCUAAAAACUUGGUGUCCUAUAAGGAAGAAAAUAAACUUGUAAAAAUAUUA